Molecule: messenger RNA, 3649 nt
Organism: Monopterus albus (swamp eel)
Lineage: Eukaryota; Metazoa; Chordata; Actinopteri; Synbranchiformes; Synbranchidae
Product: myoneurin-like
Exons: 2
Coding region: 262-1410 (382 amino acids)
Biological process (GO): regulation of DNA-templated transcription
Molecular function (GO): RNA polymerase II cis-regulatory region sequence-specific DNA binding; DNA-binding transcription factor activity, RNA polymerase II-specific
Source: RefSeq, a predicted model, not a curated record
UUGUAAAUUAAGGUAGAAGAAGAAUUGAAGUAUGGUUUGAGGUACGCUAGCUCAGCUACUGAUCGGAAUCUUCCUAUUGCAGCGAGUAUUAGUCGAUUAUCUUCAGUUCUUGAACACGUACUUUUGUAUUCCAGUUAUUCAUUUUUACCGCUAAGUAGCCAACUGAUGCAAAGUUUCCAGGUGGAACUUAGAGCCGCUUCUCAGUGCCCCUUAGCUACCUUGUUGCUAAGCUAACAUUAGCGGGCGUACUGUUAUUAACUAAUGAGUGAAGCGAUGGCCAACAUCAGCAGCAGGAUCACGACAUCUUCUGCACACCUGGCGAUCAGAGGUGGAGCCGCAGGAAAAACAGCGUCUUCAGUCGUAGCAGGAAAUGGAAACUGUGCUGGUGCAUUUGGGACGGAUCAGAUAACAGUAGUGAGAAUAGACGAUACUCACAUUGCAGAGGAGCAGUCUCAUGUUGGGGAGAAGGUUAAAACUGAGGCUACAGAGUACUAUGAGAUGGAGUACUCCAUUCCUGCAGAGGGGGAGGCUGCGGAAGAGGAAGAGGAGGACAGUGUGUAUGUCAUAGAAUACUCAAAUCCUGAAGAGGAGGGAGAAAGCUACCAGUUUACAAUGUCUGUUGAUAGGUCAGUCCCAGCGAAAAAGCUGAAACAUCCGGUGCUCAAAGGGAACUCCAGAACUCCUUUACCAGUGAUGUCCAAACUGUCCACACUGCCAGGGCACCAGGUGAGGCAGAAGAGUGAACCGAGAAGUGAAGAACAGGUGAACGAGGAGCCAAUACUGAGUAAUAAGAGUGUGUUGGAGCUCGGAGAAGACUACAGCACUCUUAUGUGCUCAGAUAAAAGUAUGCUGGUGUGCUCACUGUGCCCGCCGCCUGGCAGGAUCUUCAGGAAAGGUUCGGGUCUGGCCGUGCAUUUGAAACAAGUGCAUCAGAUUGAGGGGAAGAAGACGUUUUUCUGCACACACUGCAAGAAAACAGUUCGUACUCAGAUUGAACUGGACGCGCACACGCGACGUCAUGCCAACAAUGUUGCUGUGUUCACCUGCUGCCUCUGCUCGGCGGAGGCUCAAGACAAGGCAGAGACGGUACAGAUGGGGUUCAAAGGGUCAAGGUGUGGCCUGAAGAAACAUCUGGAAACAGAGCACCCAGGAGUCAUCCCGCGCUGUGACAUCUGUAACAGAGGCUUCAGGACACUUACGUCAUACCUCGCUGACCAGUUCAGGCAUGUAGGAGUGUCGCCAUACUACUGCACCAAGUGUCAGGUCUACGAAAUGACUGAGAGAGGUCUGAACGUGCACUUCCAACACCACAACAAGAAGAAGAAGAAUCAGGAGUCAGGUGAAAACCACCUGCCAACAGCAGGAGGCUCCACCGGCGCUGACCACUCUGCCACAGACAGCACUGAAUAAUGACCCUCCAGAUACAUGCCUGCGUGCUCUCUAAGGUCAAACUGAGUAGCACUAGAAAUGUGCUUCGUUCACCCUCAAAUGUUUUGGCGCUUAUGUACUUCCUUACUAACAGUUAGGGGUGUGAAGAGUAAUAUUAAAACAUGACGAUAUAUCUCAUCGAGGCAAGAGCUGUCUCACGACAUCAGUACUUAGCAGAGCCAGGAUGACGGAGUGUGAUGACACAUUCACUUUAGAAAAGUUAGAAAAAGAGAGAUUCAAAGCAACAGAGCACUUAGUACAGCAUGACUGUGUUGUCAUCAUGGGAGCUGCUGUACAGGCGAUUUCCUCAGGCCUUUGUUAGCAACCACCAGAUCUUAUUUACUCAGCUUUUAAAAAAUUGCCUGAAGUGGCUGUAAACUUUGUGCCACUUGGUGGAGGCUUCUCCCUGUAGCAUCCAUCAGCGUCACAUGUACAGUAAGUUCAGUUUGGUUACUGGGGCCUCAGUGGGACUAGAAGGAAAAUGACAUGUUCUGCUGCCCGGAUCUCGGUUUUUCCAUCAUGCCAGCUUUGUUUUGGAGAAUGUGUCCCAGAUCCAGACUAUAAACUACAUUCAGUGUCCACUUCCUUAGGAACAGCAUUGCAGUCUAAUCUGACACCUGUGACGUUCAGGUGUUUUGACAGUUAAUCUGUGUGUUAACAGUGAGCUCAUAGUGACGGUGCUGUACUAGAUGCUUUCUAAUGUUCUUCAAUCAUUCAGUUACUUUAUUUGGAAUUAAGAGUAUUUAAUUAAGUCACCAUUUUCUCAGCAAGUGUAGCAGAGAGUGUAUGUGUAAUUGUAGUAGUCCAGUACAAUGCCAGCUUUAUCUGUGACUUCAGUGAUAAACCUGUUGAAUUAGCACAUUCUGAACAUUAUCAUGUUUGUAAAAAUAAACUGUCUGGAUUGUACAGAUUGAACAGGUGUCCCUAAUUGAGUUGACACUUAGUUUUUCACUAAAUGUACUACACAUUGAUCACCAUACUUUUUCCUUUUGUCCUGUGUUUAUUCUCUAUAAAUCAUGUUCCUGGUUUAAGCAUGUAGACAUUUGAUGCAAAUAUUGGUAAUGAAGAUAUUUGUUUUAUCAGUGAAAACAUUUAUUUUUACUGGGAGAGAAUAAAACACCAUUAUCUUUUUUUAAUCCAUGUAGUUAAAAACCUUUCAUUAAACUCUGCAAAGCUGAUUAAAUUAAUUUUCAUGAGUUUUCCAAUUUGAAACAUGCUUGUGUUUUUCUAACUAUUUUCUAAUAAGUUUAUGAAUUCAUUGUUGUGUAGUUUUGUUACUGGAGGAUUUUUAUUCUUUGCUGUAGCAGUUUUUUCUCUGCCACAUUAUCCUGCCUCUUUUAUUUCCCAGCGCAAUUAAAGGGGAAUGCUGCUGAUUUAUAGCACUGUUGUACUUCCAUCAUCCUGACAUUUGUUGCCUGCCUGUGUUUCUUUGUCUCUUUCUUUGCAUGUGUUCCUGUGUCCUCCUCAUGUCCUCAGUGGGAGGGAGGACGCAAGGGGAACGUCCAAGUGAGGGAAAUGACAGUGCACCUUAAGUAAACCUGUGUGUUUAUCCUACAUGUCUUUCUGUGGUUGGGGAGACAGAUGUUAGUUGUCGUGAGCACAUUUGACUUUUUGAGAGUUAAGACAUAGUUUAAGGGUUAAAGUGAGAAUUAACGUAAGGUUAAGCGUUUAGUUGGGAUGAUUAAGGAUGGGGAGCGGGUGGAUUAUGAGGCAGGAAGACCCUGGGCACAGACAGGUUAAAGGCCCCCCUGUUCUCCUACAUAGAUCCCCCAAAUUUUGUUUUUUUUUUUUUGGUAUGGUAAGUUUUUUCUAGUUAUGUAACAUCUCUUUGUGUUCAUUUUUAUGGUGAUUUUCUUAUUCCUCUGAAGUGAUUUUGUGCAUUUUUGUAGUCUUGUUUUUCCACUUUAUACAAACAUGAAUUUAGAAGUUUAUCUGAGACUAAUCUGGGUUAGACAGAUCUUUGAUCUUCCAAAACCUUAAAAUCUACUUUUUUAGCAGUUUUUCUGUCGAGCUGCAGUGGAAUUAUAAUAAUAAAAACAGAAUCAUGCACAAUAUGUCAUUAUUUCUCUGAGCAAAAUCGGUCUCCCAGGGUCAUUUCCAGUUUCCAGCACUGUGCGUGCAGAGCUGCGCAAGGUGCUGCGGGAUAAGGAGUGCCGCCUGCAGCAGCACACUGGGAAGAUGGAGGAGCAGCGGCGCAGGGCAGCGGCUGAGAAGAAGACGC